AUGUCUUCGGCUGAAGCUGCUUCAGUGGUCAACAAGAGGGUCCACCCUUUUGACAAGGCCCAGUUAGAUACCCUACUCACCUCUCGAUUCUUCUUUGCUCCCGCUUUCGAGAUUUAUGGAGGUGUUGCUGGUCUAUACGACUAUGGCCCUCCAGGAUCUGCUCUUCAGGCAAAUAUUCUUGAUGUAUGGCGAAAGCAUUUUAUCAUCGAAGAGAAUAUGCUCGAGGUCGACACCACAAUUAUGACUCCGUCCGCUGUGUUCGAAACAUCCGGUCAUGUAGCGAAAUUCGCUGAUUGGAUGGUCAAAGACCUUGAGACCGGAGAGGUCCUUCGAGCUGACCAUUUGGUCGAAGCUGUCCUAGAGGCAAGACUCAAAGGGGACAAGGAGGCCCGUGGUAUUGCUGAAGAAGCAGUUGGUGAUGAUAAAGACCCCAAGAAAAAGAAAAAGAAGGUCAAGAGCACUGCCGUUAAGCUUGAAGAUGCAGUGGUAAGCUCCUACAACAGCAUUCUUGCCCAAAUCGACAAUUACACCGGCGAGGAGCUCGGUGGGAUCAUCUUCAACCUCAUGUUCGAUAGUAUGAUUGGGCCCACAGGCAAACUUAAGGGAUACCUCCGGCCCGAAACUGCCCAAGGUCAUUUCGUAAACUUUAAUCGUCUCCUGGGCUUCAAUAAUGGUAGAUUGCCAUUUGCGAGUGCGCAAAUCGGACGUAGUUUCCGAAACGAAAUUUCUCCUCGUGCCGGUCUGCUUCGCGUGCGCGAGUUUACGAUGGCAGAGAUCGAACACUUUGUGGACCCCGAAAACAAGAGACAUGCCCGAUUUGACGAGAUCAAGGAUAUCAAGCCAAAGCUUCUUCCCAAAGAUGUACAGAUGCAAGGACGAACAGAUUUAUUAGAGAUGACUAUCGGAGAAGCCGUCGAGAAGAAAAUUAUCGACAACGAAACGUUGGGCUAUUUUGUCGGCCGUAUUCAUCUGUUCCUCUUGCAAAUCGGCAUUGACCCUGAGCGCUUGCGAUUCCGCCAGCAUAUGCCCAACGAAAUGGCCCAUUACGCCGCAGAUUGCUGGGAUGCAGAGAUCCAGAGCUCCUAUGGCUGGAUCGACAAGCGUACUGGCCAAGCGCUUGUUGCUAGUCAAGCACUGGCGGAACCUAUUGUCACUGAGCGCGCUGUGGCAGAUUAUAACAAAAAGACGUUUGGCAAGACGUUCGGAAGGGACAUGCCGGCAAUUUUGGAAGUUUUGAAUAGCUACAAUGAUGAAGAACUCAUGAAACUGAAAGGCGAGGUAGAAGCCGGGAAUGCAACGAUUGCUUUGGCUGAUGGCCGUACUUUCACUCUCAACAAAGAACUUGUUACGGUUGAACGCAAGACAUUCAAACAAAGCGUUCGCGAGUUCACACCCAACGUCAUCGAACCGUCGUUUGGUAUCGGUCGCAUCUUGUAUUCCCUUCUAGAGCACAGCUAUUGGAGACGAGAACAAGAUAUUGCGCGUGGUGUCUUGUCUUUCCCGACAUGCGUUGCGCCGACCAAGGUUCUGCUCGUCCCUAUCAGUGCUAACACCGCAUUCUUGCCACUGAUCAAAGAAAUUUCCGCCAAACUCCGUGCGGCUGGGAUAUCUGCGCGAGUCGACGACUCUAGUGCUACGAUCGGAAAGCGGUACUCUCGCAAUGAUGAACUUGGAACGCCAUAUGGUAUCACGAUUGACUUUGCAUCUGUAUCAAAGAACACCGUAACUCUUCGAGAACGUAAUACCACAGAUCAACGUAUUGGUUCAGUCGACGAAGUCAUUUCCGUUGUCGCCGAUCUCGUUGCUGGUAAUAUCGAUUGGGCACAGGCAUGCACGAAAUUGCCUGCCUAUGAUGGAGUACAGGCUGUGGAUUAG
Messenger RNA from Rhizoctonia solani, 1875 nucleotides. Its product is annotated as glycyl-tRNA synthetase. Lineage: Eukaryota; Fungi; Basidiomycota; Agaricomycetes; Cantharellales; Ceratobasidiaceae. Gene Ontology annotation, biological process: mitochondrial glycyl-tRNA aminoacylation. The coding region runs from base 1 to 1875 and encodes 624 amino acids. The record is from RefSeq and is a predicted model, not a curated record. Gene Ontology annotation, molecular function: ATP binding; glycine-tRNA ligase activity. Gene Ontology annotation, cellular component: mitochondrion; cytoplasm. The transcript has 12 exons.